CGCCUGGCGGCUAGCACUGGCACUAGCGAGCUGUCAGAAUCGCAAAAAAAUCAAUACCAACCCCCAACCCUCCUCGUUAAAAAUGUAAAUGCGAAAAAAUUCGAUACUGUGCAGCCAUACGCGACGGUCGCAGCGUUUCACCAUUCACAUACUCUCUGCCCCCCACACGCACGGCACCGCAAUCGAGGAAAAACGCCCGAAAUUGUCCAAAGCUCGGAACGGUAACUGAAGCUGCCCCAAUCCCUGGCUGUGUAUUCCCACAUUCGAGCCCUCGCCAGUGCGUCCCAGAAGCCAGUGAAAUAUUGCAAGCCGGCAAAAAGAAAAAAAAAGAAAAAAGAAUCGCGAGUGGAACGGGAAAGAAAUUGUGUGAAAAGUGUUUCAUCAAUCGCACUCAUCAUCUGGGAUUCCGGACUCCGAACAUACUCCGUACAUACAUACGUACAUAUGUCAAGUGCAGGGCGCCAGGAACAAAGCUAGAAGACGGCGUCGUCAGCGGGAGCGCCACCAGAAGCAGCGGCAACAUACGCUAAUUUGAUUGCUCGACGGCGGCUGCGGCAGCAACGGCGUCGUCGGCGGUCACGGUGACGACGACAACGACAACGACACCAAUAGCAACAGCAACAAUAAGCUGCAAAGACGGCUGUGAAGGCGGUUCUGGUGUCAGCGUCGGCGUCGGCGUCCUGCCAUAGGCUGUGACGGAGGAGACCACCGCUCUUCCUCCUCCUCUUGCUGCUGCUGUUGUUGCUAUUGUUGUUGGUGGCGGCAGCAGGUACAACAAUGAUAAGCAGAACCGAUUCACAGACAUAACACAUUGCGGUGGAGGUUGAGAAGAACGGCAUGGUGAAAAUGGAAUCCACGGAAGAACAGGAUCGAAAGCUAGUCUUGGAGUUUUGCCAUUUGCUAGAGAAAUCCAAGCAGCUCUUCAAUGGGCUCAGGGAUCUGCCGCAAUAUGGUCAUCGGCAGUGGCAAGCGUAUUUCGGACGCACCUUCGAUGUCUAUACAAAAUUGUGGAAAUUCCAGCAGCAACACCGCAUGGUGCUCGACUCCAAGUACGGACUGAAGCGUUGGCAGAUUGGCGAGAUAGCAAGCAAAAUUGGCCAGCUCUAUUAUCACUAUUACUUAAGAACCAGCGAAACCAACUACCUGAAUGAGGCGUAUCAGUUUUAUGCGGCAAUACGUGGACGGGCGUAUUACUCGCGGGCAGCCAAGGAGGAUCGGCCCGAUCUGAUGGUGAAAAAGCUGCGCUAUUAUGCCCGCUUCAUUGUCGUCUGUCUGCUGCUCAAGAAGAUGAAGCUGGUGCGCGAACUGGUCACCGAACUGGAGAAGCAGAUACAGGAGUACACCAACACUUUUCUCAGCUACGAGCCGGAGGAUCAUUUGGAAUGGUCGCUGGUUUUGGAGGAGAUCAAGGGCUUCAUCAAGGCCGAGGCAGCCGUAGCCGUACUGCAUGCCGAUUCCAAUCCCAUCAUAUUAUCGCACAGUGGUUCCGGUUCUAGGUUAUCGCCGCUGACAACGCCGCCCUGCGAGCGGUCGCCGCACAUGACGCUGAGCCUGCAGGAGAUCCUGAUCGUGGGCUCUGCCUGUGAGCAGGCCAAGUUCUCGGAACUGACCAUGGACAUGUUCCGGAUGCUGCAGACGCUGGAGCGAGAGCCAACGGAAUCGGCAACGAAUCCGCUGAGCAUGGCGCAUGGCCUGCACGGACACGAUGCCAGUCCUGCGGCCAGUCGCAUACCACCCUACGGUGUGCCAGGAUCCAAGGGUUACCAGGAGAAUGGCCGUCAUUUUCGAGACAAUCCUCACAAGUAUCUACUUUAUAAGCCUUCGAUUAGCCAGCUGAUGGUCUUCCUCGCCAGCGGCGUUAGGGAACUGCCACUGGGUGGCGCCUUACUCUUGUACAUGUCCGCGGACGGCUGUUUCUCCACCACAAAACAUCCCGAAGACUUUGGAUAUGAGCUGGGCGGCGUCGCCACCUGCGCCAAGCGGGACAGUGUCGAUGGCGGGGGACUGUCGUGUCGCGGGAAAUCGUACAAGGAGAACCACUGCCUAUAUCCGGGUGAUCUCUAUCCGUUCACACGCCGGCCCAUGUUCAUUGUCAUCGACUCGGACAACUCGUUCGUCUUUCAGCACAUACCCCGCUACUUUGGCCAGCCGCUGGUCGUACUCAUGUCACCGCAAGAUGUACCAUCCGCAUUUCAAGCCGAUGUCCAGCAUCAUGGAUCGCUGUUUACGUUGUUCCUGCACUCCCCGCUCACGGCCCUCUGCUACAUUUGCAAUGUGGGCGAUGUGCCCAUCCAUCAUUGGGAACGCUGCCAGACCUAUGUGGAUCGCUUCAUAACGGAGGCCUCGCGCCUGGUCACGCGUUGCCGCAUGGAUGAGAUCGAACAGGGCAUAGGCUGUAUAGACUCAUCGUAUGUUCAGUUCUUUGGCGACGACUUUCUGCGCACACUCAUCUUACGUUUCGUCUUCUGUGAUGUGGUGCUGCGUUUGCAUCGUGGGUUCCGUGGUCGCCACAUGCGGCCGCGCUGCGAGCCCCAGCUGCCAGCCAGCGAGCUUCUGGAGCAUCCAUCGCUAUCGCACAUUGUCUUUCAGCUGGCCUCGGCUCUCGAUGUGCGCGGCCAUUUCUCGGAGGGGCCGGAGUGCGACUGAUGAUUUUUUUUGGCCGUAGUCUUAGUCCUAGUCUUAAUUGUCUGCAUGCGACAGCAGCUCUACCAGAUCCUUUGCUCUUACUUUUCCGCUUUGAUGCAUUUGCUGUACAAUACUUUUCCGCAAGGUUGGACUUGGAGCUGGCACUGGAUCUGGGCCUUGGGCUCUAUAGAGGGGGUAUAAGGGGAAGGGGGUCUUUUGGGAGUUUCUACUCAUUUUUUUUUUAGUGGGGGUUAAGUAUCCUAACUGCCUGGCUGCUGUCCACGCAUGGGCGUAAUUCAUUUUAAUAAUAACGUACAACAUAACGACAUAACAUAAUAAUACAAGUAUGAAUAUAAAUAUAUAUAAUAUAUGCAUAUAUAAAGUCAAGUACGAGUAAAUAUAACACGUAAUCAAGUAGCUAGUUUUCUUAUAUAGUGCGUCGCGCAAUGGAAUGGUCCAAUGUUAGUUGCUUAGCAUAUACAUACAUGAUAAAUGAUAAAUCUAAUGAUAACGACACAUAUACAUACAUGAAAUCAAUGAUAUUAAACCAAUAUCACAGCAACAGCAACGCAACAGAAAGAAAAACAACAACAACAACCACAAAACAUGUCAAAAACAAACCUAACAAAACGAUAACUGCCAAAAGAAAAUGAUGGGAAAACAUUUCCAAAGUUGAAAUCAAAUUUUGUUGAAGCGAGUUCGUGGGACGAGGACGGGGCAAUUUUUGUAUUGAAAUUGGGUGAACUUUUUUUGUAUGGGUCUAGGAUCGCCUGAUCAGAAAGAUAUAUAAGGAUAUGUAAACUUUUGUCAUACGCAGCGGAAAAACAUUUUAGCUUUUAUACAAAAUAAAAACCAUUAUUGAAUGUGAAUUAUGAACACGACACACUAUAUAAGAAAGGGAAUGCAUUGCGUUUUUUUAUGCAUUGCACACGGCGGCGCGCUCAUAACAAAUUAAAUUUAAAAUUAAAAUUACAAACAAAAAAUUACGAAACCAGAAUAUUAUUGUACGUAUGUAAUAUUGCAUAUAUUGUAUGUAUGUAUUAUUAUUAUUAAAAGAUGACUGAAAGUUACUGUUUCAACACGGGAAAAUACGGAAAUAAGAAAAUGGGAAACCCGAAAACCAAAAGGAAAGUCUAGCAAAAAUAAUAAUUAAAAAUAACGUUUAUACAUAAAGCCCUAGAUAAGCGGAAACUAAGUGGGAAAAAUAUACAAAAUAUAUUUUGCGUAUGUUAAAGUACGAGUACUCGUAAAAUACAAAAAGCCCAACCAACAUUUUAUACGAAACCGAACGACAAAUGCAUACAAAAAAGUUUACAAUGUAACUAAAACGAAAAAUCUGUUCUUUUCUGGAAUCGUUUCUCCAAAAUAUAUUAAAAUUUCAGUUUUCAGUUCGGUUCAGCUUAGACCCUGAAUCAUCGCAUUAUAAUAUAUUAAACAGUUAUAAUAAAAUAUAGUUGCAAGUCACACGAACCGAACUCUAUGGAUUUAUAGGCAAAUGAUAAACGCAAUAUUGAAAGUAACGAAAAAAAUCAUAUAUAUUUCAAUAUGAAAAUAACACUAGUUGAACGCAUAGUAAAUCGAUCAUUUUAUACGAGGCCGGCCGCAAACGGACAUAAAGGGAAGCGAUAUCGGAUCGUAACAAAGGAAAACGAGAGGAAAACAGUUUAACAAUUACUUUACUAUUAUGGUUUACUAUCGAAUAAUAUGUGCAUUUUUUAUAUAUUUAAAGAAAAACUAACGAAAAGCAAACCAAAACAAAUUUUAUGCUAGCUACAAACGAAUUUUUCUGAAGUCUUCAAGCAGCCUACAACAAAAAGAUAAUACAACUCAACUAAUUUAUUCAGCCGAGUUCUUAAACUUAUUCGCUUUGUUAACUAACAAAUUGUAUAGCUUUUUCACAAUUUCGUUUACACCUUUUGUACAUACAAUACAUGCGAGUAUAUGGGAAAAUACCUACUAAAAGGAAACAAAUGUUGAAGAAACCAAAAUAUAUAUCACCCCUCCUCACACACUCAUUGUAUCAUUUCCAUUCAGGUUUUUGUACAUUUUGAGAACUGCAUUUAUGAGAUAGCGACAACAAAUAAGGGGAGAACGAAGAAAAAAAUAUGAAAACCACAAAAAAAAAGGAUCACAAAUAAUCAGCAACAUUAACCACACACACACACACACACUACACCACAUCACACUCACACGUAAACGAAGCCCACAAAUGAAUACAUUUAAACAUUAUCAUAAACAAAUUGUUUAAAAGACAUGCAACCAAAGUCACAAAUAACAUUAUAAAACGACAAGAAAAUAAUAUAAAAAAAUGAUAACAAAUUUAGCAAAGCCACAAGAAAAUAGUAUGGAAACGAAACGAAAUGGGAGAUAAAGAAAGGAGAAAGUGUACGAGUAUGGGAGUUUGUAUGAGUAAUAAGAAUAAAGCACACGUUUGAAAAGAGA
Messenger RNA from Drosophila pseudoobscura, 5067 nucleotides. Its product is annotated as protein SCAI. Lineage: Eukaryota; Metazoa; Arthropoda; Insecta; Diptera; Drosophilidae. Gene Ontology annotation, cellular component: nucleus. Bases 838 to 2646 code for a protein of 602 amino acids. The record is from RefSeq and is a predicted model, not a curated record. Gene Ontology annotation, molecular function: transcription corepressor activity. The transcript is spliced from 9 exons. Gene Ontology annotation, biological process: DNA-templated transcription.